Sinocyclocheilus rhinocerous is the source of this 1262-nucleotide messenger RNA. RefSeq lists its product as uncharacterized. The coding region runs from base 25 to 894 and encodes 289 amino acids. The transcript has a single exon. The record is from RefSeq and is a predicted model, not a curated record. Lineage: Eukaryota; Metazoa; Chordata; Actinopteri; Cypriniformes; Cyprinidae.
UUGAGUAUCAGCGAGUAUUGGACUAUGUCAACAAAAAAAGCUUCUAAUCACCCGAAAAUAGUCAUUCCAGGACAAAAAGGGAUGACUGGAAAAACUUCUGCUCUUGCCGAACAUGAAUACGUCAUGGAAGUCGACCACGUCGAUCACAAAGAGAAACGCAAAGAAUCUCCGUCCUUGCAGAACACUCCAACUAAAGCCUCGGCUAAGAAACAGAAGGGUGACGAAAACCCUGAGAUUUCCAACACCGCUCUUCUGGAAACCAUAGUUGCCAGAUUCGAUCUACAAGACGGGAAGCUGAGCAGCAUUGAGCAUAAAAUUACUGAGAACAGUCUAAUGAUCGUCAACCUGACAAAAGCUGUGGAAUUCAACGCGGCGGAAAUAAAGGAUUGUAAAACUAAAAUAAACUUGUUCGAAAAACAACUCCCCUCUGUUGUCACAUCGCACGCAGAUUUGAUAAGCCGCACGUCGGAGCUCGAACGCUACAAAAGACGAUGGAACCUCAGAGUAAUCGGAAUGAAAGAAACCGCAGGCGAAGAUAUCCGAAGAGAAGUCGUCUCACUGUUAGCCGAAAUUGCUCCUCACCUGCAGCACAAACUUGAAGACAUCGUGGAUACAGUCCACCGCAUUGGCCCCAAAACGAAGGAUAAAUCCAGGCAGGUGAUUAUUCAGUUCUGCAUGCGGAAACACAGAGACGAGUUCUGGCGCUCCACCAAAGUCUCGGAUGUCUGUAAACUCAGGGGAAUAAAGUUCGCCGAAGAUUUAUCUAAGGAAGAUCGAGAAGCCCGCACUGCACUAUGGCCGAGGAUCAGUGAGGCUAGAGCUGCAGGGAAGAAAGCCUACUACCGUGGUCCCUAUGGCUACAUAGAGGGCACCCGGAUUGUCAAGGAUGGUUGAUCUCAACAACCUCGAACGCACUCGUCUUCCUUUUGUGUUGGCAAGAGGUGUAAGUGGGAUGUUUUGUUAUGUCCUUGCUGUUGAGCGGGAUUUUGUUACAGUGCUCUGUUUGAGAGAGACAUUGUUUUGUGUUCAUUAGAGCACGGUUUCAUAUUUUUCAUUUGACUGUUUAUCUUCUUAUUUCACAUAUUUAUUUUAAUUUAUUUAUUGUUUGUUUCCUAUCAGUUAAAUGUUCUCAGUGAAAUCGUCCUUUUCCUUUAUUUCUUUAAACGCAAGGGGUCUCCGUAACUCUAUCAAAAGAAAAGCUUUCUUUCUUUUUUGCAAAAGCAAAAACUCACACUGUAUAUUUUUGCAAGAAACGCAUUCCA